AUGAAGAGGGCAGAGACCACCCCAAAAAACGGGCUUUUUAUUUUACUGUCUUGCACUGGAGUGACCCACAUAAGCUCUGGGAGUGAAUCCUGCUGUCCCCAGGCUGCUCCAAGGAUUCCCUCCUGCCUCUCACCGCCUCUGUCUCUGUCUCAGGUUGUCCGCAGCCGCCUGGAGAAGAAAGGCGUCGCCGUGCACAACGUCAGGCUGAACGGCUCGGCAGCCAGUCACGUCCUGCACCAGGACAGCGGCUUGGGCUACAAGGACCUGGACCUCAUUUUCGGGGUGGAUCUGAAGACUGAAGAUGUUUUCCAGCUGGUUAAAGACGUGGUCAUGGAUUGCCUGCUCGACUUCCUCCCCGAAGGUGUCAGCAAGGACAAGAUCACGCCCAUGACGCUAAAGGAGGCCUAUGUGCAGAAGCUGGUGAAGGUGUGCAACGAGACCGACCGCUGGAGCCUCAUCUCGCUCUCCAACAACAGCGGCAAGAACGUGGAGCUCAAGUUCGUGGACUCUCUGCGGCGCCAGUUCGAGUUCAGCGUGGACUCCUUCCAGAUCAUCCUGGACUCGCUCCUGCUCUUCGGGGAGUGCUCGGAGAACCCCAUGGCCGAGAACUUCCACCCCACGGUGACCGGGGAGAGCAUGUACGGGGACUUCGAGGAGGCCAUGGACCACCUGCGCAACCGCGUCAUCGCCACCAGGAACCCCGAGGAGAUCCGGGGCGGGGGGCUCCUCAAGUACUGCAACCUCCUGGUCAGGGGCUUCAAGCCCAAGUCGGAGGUGGACAUGAAGGCGCUGCAGAGGUACAUGUGCUCCAGGUUUUUCAUAGACUUCUCCGACAUCGGUGAGCAGCUGAGGAAGCUGGAGUGUUACCUCCAGAGCCACUUUGUGGGCAUGGAGAGCAACAGAUAUGACUAUUUGAUGACCCUGCACAGGGUGGUCAACGAGAGCACGGUGUGCCUCAUGGGACACGAGAGGAGGCAGACCCUGAACCUCAUUGCCAUGCUGGCCGUGAGGGUCCUGGCUGAGCAGAACAUCAUCCCCACCGUCACAAACGUUACCUGCUACUACCAGCCAGCCCCUUAUGUCAGUGAAAUAAACUUCAACUACUACGUGACCCACGUGCAGCCCUUCCUGCCUUGCAAUCAGUCCUACCCCACGUGGCUGCCCUGUAACUGAGCUGGGACAAACUCCAGGGUCUGUCCUCCGAGGUAUUUCCUUGCCUUGGGGGGUGGGGAGGGUGGGGAGGGGGAACGAAAUAAAACCUACCAACCUUCCUAGAACUGCAACAAAAGGAAACUUCCUGGACUCCUGCUUGAGUGUCUCGUUCCUGGGGUUGCUGGGACGAGCCUUGUCUGCUGUACACUGUGAUGGGAAGUGCAGUGUUCUGG
Molecule: messenger RNA, 1385 nt
Organism: Cyanistes caeruleus (blue tit)
Lineage: Eukaryota; Metazoa; Chordata; Aves; Passeriformes; Paridae
Source: RefSeq, a predicted model, not a curated record